Molecule: messenger RNA, 777 nt
Organism: Coniophora puteana RWD-64-598 SS2
Lineage: Eukaryota; Fungi; Basidiomycota; Agaricomycetes; Boletales; Coniophoraceae
Exons: 3
Coding region: 40-390 (116 amino acids)
Biological process (GO): translation
Cellular component (GO): ribosome
Molecular function (GO): structural constituent of ribosome
Source: RefSeq, a predicted model, not a curated record
CUCAUUCACAAACAAACACCCUCUCGUCUCUAGAUUGCCAUGCCUCCUAUGGCGUUUACGGGAACCGUCACCAAAGUCGGUUUCAUGAACAAAACUGCCACGGUGACGGUCUCUCGCUGGAUCAUCCAUAAAAUAACCGGAAAGCGCAUUGAACGAAGCACGAAAAUUCUGUCUCACGAUGAGAAGAAUGGUCAGUACAUCUUGCAUGACUGUCACACAUUGAUCCAACGUCUCGCAGAGCUUCGUUUGAAUGAUGUUGUUAGCAUACGGAAUUGCCCUCCUAUAUCUGCUCGAAAGCGUUUUCGGUUGGAGAAAGUGUUGCAUAGUCCGGAGGGAGAGCGCGAGCUUGCGCAUCGCGCCCAAACGAUGAUGGCGUCAAGUAGCUCUUAGAGUUGAGUUCAGUUUUAGAAUCGCAAGCAUUGGUUGUAACUAUUUUACCUCACUUAAUCACUAAACGUCGACGCUUUACAAUCUGGCACGCUCGUUCGGUAGAGUUCAUUGGAUUCCCCAUUCCGGCGUGUUCCAGGAGUAUUAUGUUUGAUUCAUCCUUGGACUUGAUUCCGUUUACUGGCCCAAAUGAUGUGGAUUCACACUCAGGAGAGCUCUUAUGCUCGCUGACUUUAGACCCUCUCUCCACUCUGGUACGCUUUCAAGGAAGAAACCGUAUGGAAAGGGGGUCAAGAACGGAAAGCUGAUGGGCAUAUUGGAUAUCUCCUAGCACAUCGGUAGCAUUUGUAAUUUGCACACAGAGGGCACCGAGGUUUUGCAACACUUUGC